Molecule: messenger RNA, 2087 nt
Organism: Paraglomus occultum
Lineage: Eukaryota; Fungi; Glomeromycota; Glomeromycetes; Paraglomerales; Paraglomeraceae
Source: the annotation of a GenBank genome assembly
GAGGAGGAAAUCCUCAACAUACUUUGUAUUAUACACCAAUCGGGCGACAACAGGAAAGCAGUAUAGCUGAUUGGACAGCAUACGCCUAUGACGAAAAUAGAGACAAUCAACUUAAUUCUUCAGAAGCAGUAGCAUUACAACAUCAACGUAUGGUAAACAGUCUAUCACCUACGCCUACAUCUUCUGAGUCCAUACGACAAGGAACACCGAUGAGUAUUGUCCCUACUCAGAGACUCUCUAUACAGGACGUUGAUAUGUCAUUACAAACGGCAACGCUACCUCAACGAUCUAUGCCAGUCGUAGAGAGUAUGUUCGCUGAUUCUAACGAUUCUAUGGACAUUGAUAUGGACUCUCAAGAAUUCAACGAUCAGGUUGUACGAGUAACAGAACAAUUAAAUAAGUUUUCAAAACGAUUGUCAGCCGUUAGUAGUCAAAUUACUGCUGAAUUAUCCGACAUAGAAUCUAUGAACGAUGAGGAUGAUGUAUCUGACGAACACGGAUUUCCCACUGAAAUAAUACUUGAACAAAGUAAUGUUAAAGGAAAAGGGACAAUCAGAAUUGAAGACAACCUUAUUGAAUUCACCCAAGAAAAUAAUGGUGAUGCCGACGAAGAAAAUGAUGAGGAUAAUACGUCCAUACAUUCCGACGAUACUCAGAUGACUGAGACGCCAGUUACCCAUCCAACAACUAUAAAUACAACCAUUCCCCCAUCUUCAAGUCCUCACCAAAGUUCAAGUCUAAAACCACCACCUAUUAACAACAAUCGUAUUAUCAUGGAACCAGGACAGCUUCAAAAUCUUAUCGAUGCCCUAACAAACGGCCUGAAUAAUAUACAAUUUCAAGCUCCCGCUAUCAAUAUUCCACCCCAAGAACAAAAUGUCAUGAUAUAUGAUGUUAGGUUUACGGAAGGAAUAACCAAUCCGCGUAAAUUCUUGGACGAGUUAAGUCGUAGAUUUGACGCGAAUAUGGUGAACAAUUUUGCCCGUCGCGUUGAGCUGUUAUGUUCUUUCGUUCCCGAGACAGUAGCCCAUUGGGCGAACACUUGGAGACAAGCGCAUAACGCCAAUGGCAGAUGGAGGCUUGAUGGUAAUAUACCAGAAUCGUUCUACCACCAAUUCGUUCAAAAAUAUAUGACUCCCCAACUCCGGACGAGUCUUUACACGGAAUACCAAAAGUUGGAGCUAAAGAAAGGACAAACAAUCGAUAAGUUUAUUCAAGGCUUACCUAAGUCUAUGAAAACGAUUGUAUAUCAACAAGGCGCGCCCGAUACCUUAAACGCGGCCAUACAACGAGCCGAAAACGCUCAACUAGCACAAUCUUUCGACGAUGGGGAUAAUAACAAAGACGCAAACAAAAAUAUGUUAUUAAUCGUGGAGAAACUGGAAGAACUGAGUAAAAAAGUCGCCGAAAAUCCGUCCUCAAAUCCACCUGCUGUCUACACUGCGGGUAGAAUGCCUGUCAGUAACCAAGGAAUGCCUAAACGCACGAGAAAUAAUAAUAAUAACUUUAAUCGAAGUUAUCGGUCGAAUAACAAUUACAACAACAAUAACCAAUUCGGAGGAAGAAAUCGUUCAGGAAAUGUCCGAUGCUAUAACUGUGGUAAACCUGGACAUAUUAAAAGAUGGUGUCAAGAACCAACCUGCGACAAUUGUGGAGGUACGAGAGAGUUAAGUGGUAAUCCUCCGCUAUUGAGACUUCAAGGGCACGACGCCAGGCGAAGUGGUCCCUUAGAGAUCAUAGCAGAGCUUGGAGGUGUGCAGAGAAACGUGGUUAUAGACACUGGUGCAGAAAUAAACGUAAUUGCUAGAGAUUUUGUCUGGCAAAACGGUUGGAAAAAUAUGGUAAAAGAACAAAAAAAUGAAAUCCUAGGUAUAUCAAAUCAAGUCAUCAAAUCAGACGGAAAACUGGUACUGGAAGUAAGCAUUAAAGGAGCAACAGUUCCUGUUGAAUUCCUUGUGGUGCCGGUCACCAACAUAUAUGCCAUUCUUGGCAUAGAAUUCGUAAAAGCUCAUGAUGUGGAACUCAAGUUCAACAAAGAUGAAAGUUACAUGAAAUGGCGUCCUAAGAAAAAUGAAGACUUACGGCAA